CGUACACCGCCGAAAGACCCCAAAGGGCCAAGAUGGCUGCGCCCGUGGCAGACGCCGGGGAGUUUGAAAGCUGGCUAAAUGAUCGGCUAGACUCGCUGGAAGUGGACCGUGAGGUGUAUGGGGCGUACAUUUUGGGGGUCCUGCAAGAAGAGGAGAGUGACGAGGAGAAAGAAGAUGCGCUUCAGGGGAUUUUAUCCGCAUUUCUGGAGGAGGACAGCGUGGAGGAUGUCUGCAAACAGAUCAUCAAUCAGUGGACUGAGUGGCGCAACAGAACAGCAGCCAAAAUUGAUGCUGAUGAUGCUGAGGUCCAGGCCAUCGCCAGCAUGAUAGAAAAACAAGCUCAGAUUGUGGUGAAACACAAAGAGGUGUCCGAGGAGUCAAAGAAACAGAAAGAAGCGCUCCUCGCUCAAUACGCUAAUGUGACAGACGAAGAGGAUGAAGCUGAAGAAGAGGAUCCAACAAGUGGAAAUAACUUCACUGGAAAUGAUAAAUCCCUGUUUAAGAACACCAACGUGGAAGAGGUGCUGAACAGACAAAAGCAGAAGCGGGAACAGGCUCGGGAAGACGCUCAGAAGAAGAAAGAAGGGGACAAGAUGCAGCGGGAGAAAGACAAACUCGCCAAACAAGACAGAAAAGAGAAGGAGAAGAGGCGUACACAAAAAGGCGAACGCAAAAGAUAAAACCAAGAGAAAGGACACUUUGUAUGUGGAAAGGUUUUGUCAUGAGAUGGAAAUUAAAAACGGUAGUUAUUGCCUCUUCUUAGAUGAACCUCAUUGACACAUUUAGUAUGUCAUGUCUUCAUCAGGCCAUCUAUGUUAAUUAUCGUGUCAUAUAUGUAAAGAAUAAUUUACUGAAUAUCAGGCAGGCCCAAAAUCCUGUUUUGAUUUUCUUGGGUACUGAUAUGAGCAGAUACAGAAGAUUUUCGGAAUGAAGCUGCAAAUCUUAACAUGACAAUGAUUAUAACAGUCGGUCGAUCAAACAAACUGUUACUCAUUUAAGUCUCUGCCAGUAUGUUGUUGCCGCAAGUGUGAAACACGCUUUGGCUGAGCUUUGACGCAGUUAACCCUGAAAUGAUCAAAGUGUACACCUAAAACACGAAUUUGAUUCUUCAUGGUAAAAUCAGAGCAAUGCCUGUGAAGCGUCUCAGUCUACACAGUUUCUGCUGUUAUUCUCCGUGCCAAUAUGCAUUUAACUUCUGCACAACUUCCAAGGUGAGUUUUCAUGUUCAACUGUUAUGCUUUCACUUUAAUGUUGUUUUUUUGUUUUACUGUCUAUGCAUUUUGACUGAGAAUGAAAACAAAGGUUGCUAAAUUUUACCUCAAAUACAUCACGUACCAUAUUUUGAAUGUUUAGAAUGAGGUUCAUCUUUUGAAAUU
This is a messenger RNA of Plectropomus leopardus (leopard coralgrouper), 1376 nucleotides long. It is a transcript of the gene ccdc43, whose product is annotated as coiled-coil domain containing 43. NCBI's taxonomy places the organism in Eukaryota, Metazoa, Chordata, Actinopteri, Perciformes, Serranidae. The record is from RefSeq and is a predicted model, not a curated record.